AUGUCGGACUGGAAAUCUUCACUUUCCGCUCUUGACAGAUACAAAGUAAUACAAAACCUCCAAGAGACCUUAUCCCCCGAUAAACGCAGCGACGCCAUAUCCAUCGAGCAAGAUGCCUAUCAGCACUCAUCUACAAGGGAUGAAUAUGAUGCAAUGGUUAAUGCGGGUUCUCGCAAGUCAAAGGACAAUUCUCCAUCACCCUCAGAUACAGGCAUCCGUAUUGGCAAAUAUAAUAACUGCACCCUCAUCGCAGACGGAGUCACGUCUGAAGUAUAUCGCUCAAACAACCGUGUCCUAAAAGUAAUCAUUCAGCACAAUAUUGAACCACAUAACCCCCAAAGAGAAGCGUCGAUUCUUCAAGAACUGCAUUCUCUAACCCCAGUGCCUGAAAAGAUCAUCACCCUCACAGAGACGUUCCGGGACCAAGAACAGCGCUUUGUUCUUGUCUUCCCAUACCUGCCCAUGACGCUGGACAAUCUCAUCUCUUCUAAAUCGAUAUCACUCAGUCAAGCGAGAUCCAUAUUCAGAGAUGUUCUCACCGGGCUGACAUUCAUGCACAAACACGCCAUUGUUCAUCGCGAUAUCAAGCCUUCGGCCGUACUGUUACAGUCCCCCUCUGGCCCAUCGUACAUAUCUGAUUUUGGGACUACCUGGCACCCCCGAUUAUCUAGCUAUACCGAACCGCAAAAUGACAAGGUCCUCGACAUUGGCACAGGAGCGUAUCGCGCCCCAGAAGUAUUAUUCGGGAAUAAGGGCUACGGCACAUCGGUCGACAUGUGGGCCUUGGGCGUCAUGCUCGCAGAGGUUAUUUCGUCGCCGCCGGUACCGCCGUUCGAAUCACGUCCCGCGCACGAAGACGGCAAUCAGCUUGGUCUGAUACUGAGUAUUUUCAAGACCAUGGGCACCCCGACGCCAGAGACUUGGCCAGAAGCAAAGGGGUUCAAGGUCACUCCGUUUGAGCUUUGGACCGUAUUUCCACAACGUGAUUGGGCUGAUAUUUUGCCUGAAGUGGAUGAGGAGUUUAGAAACCUUGUGAGCAGGUUGGUGUGUUUUGAGUCUGGCAGGAGAGAUACCGCCGAGGAGGCUCUAAAGCAUGUGUGUUUUACGACAAGAUAA
Molecule: messenger RNA, 1116 nt
Organism: Metarhizium brunneum ARSEF 3297
Lineage: Eukaryota; Fungi; Ascomycota; Sordariomycetes; Hypocreales; Clavicipitaceae
Gene: csk1
Product: Serine/threonine-protein kinase csk1
Biological process (GO): regulation of G2/M transition of mitotic cell cycle; signal transduction; protein phosphorylation
Cellular component (GO): cytoplasm; cyclin-dependent protein kinase holoenzyme complex; nucleus
Molecular function (GO): ATP binding; cyclin-dependent protein serine/threonine kinase activity; cyclin binding
Source: RefSeq, a predicted model, not a curated record